Messenger RNA from Medicago truncatula (barrel medic), 483 nucleotides. RefSeq lists its product as uncharacterized. The coding region runs from base 1 to 483 and encodes 160 amino acids. The record is from RefSeq and is a predicted model, not a curated record. The transcript has a single exon. NCBI's taxonomy places the organism in Eukaryota, Viridiplantae, Streptophyta, Magnoliopsida, Fabales, Fabaceae.
AUGUAUGGGGGGUGGCGGCUCUUGCAGAAUCGCUUACCUACGAAAACAAAUUUGGCAGUUAGAGGUAUUUUACAGACUGAUGCGGCACUUUGUGUAGCAGGGUGUGGUCAGGUUGAAUCGGCUAAUCACUUGUUCAUAUCGUGUUCUUCUUGUGUUCCUUUAUGGCAACAGUUACGUCAUUGGCUUGGUUUUGUGGGGGCAGAUACCAAUAUUGGAGCUGAUCAUUUGGUGCAGUUUACUCAUAUGGUAGGUGUUGGUAAAGUUAAGCGUUUGUUCUUGCAAUUAAUCUGGCUUCUUUGUGCUUGGGUUUUGUGGAAUGAACGUAAUAACCGUCUGUUUAAUAAUGUUAUAACUGAUGUACCUAGGUUGCUUGAUAAGAUUAAAUCUUUGUCCUUAGCGUGGUUGACGGCUAAAAAAGCCAUGUUUGUUUUUGGUACUCAUAGGUGGUGGUCAAGCCCCUUGGCUUGUUUAGGCAUUGGUUAA